AUGAAUCUUGACGAGGUUGAUGUGGUUGUACAUUUCAAUGAUGUUAAUCACCUUAUCACUGUUUCAAAAGAAACCAGUCAUCAAGAUUUAAUCAGUGCUAUUAGAGAUGAGUUAGCACUCUUGCCAAAUGAAAAGAUUGAAGUUUAUUACUUAGAUCCCAAAUUAGAGCGUGAAAUAGUCCUGAAGAAUGACAGUUAUGUAAAACGUUUCUUUAAACAUGAACAAUUAAUGAUUAUUGUCACUCUCGACAGCCCUCAAACUAAUGUUGCUCCAGAUUUAAAUCUCACAGUUUCUGAGAGGACAGAAAGGGUGGUUUAUGAAGACAGUAAUGCUGAUUAUGAGAUAUUAACAACUGCUCUAGAACCAUUGAAACGUUCAUAUACCCUCAAGAUAGAGGGAGGAAAACACAAAAUUUUCAAUUCUACUGCUACAUUGUGGAAGGAUAUUUUUGAUUAUGCCAAGUCAAAGCUUGAAAUUACCUCUUCCUCUUUCAAAUUACAAGUAAUGAAUGAAGAUAAUGUAUUCGAAGAUGUACAUGAGAGAAUAAUUUCAGGUGGCAAUGUUGAGUUUAUCAUUCAAGUUGUUGAAAGGGGAUCAACAGCUAUUGUUGAGGAAUGUGUUGAGAAUGUCAAUGAAGGUUCUUCAUCUUCCUCCAAUUGUCACAGUUUUUUGAAACCAACCAUCAAUACCCCAUCUCAUUAUCAGAAACAAGAAUACCAAAGCGAUUUAAAGCUCAAAGAAUUUGUUGCUCCUGAGAAACAUCUUCCAGGUUUUAAAUAUGAAAGAUACAAACACUUUUUACACAAAAAGAGUAGGGUAGUUGACUUGUCAAAUGGAAGGAGAUAUUCAAAACACCAAGGUCACGAGUCUGAGAUCAUGAAAUCCCAAGAAAACCAAUACAAUCAAAAAGUUGAAACCUUGAGAAAUGAGCAUGAAAAUCAACAGAAAAUUGCGAUUGAAGAAGAUUUGCAAAGAGCCCAAGAAUUUGAAAGCAAUGAAACUCAAAAAUUAGAUCAGGUGGCUCAAGACAACUUGAAGAGUAUUGGCAAUGCAGGAUUUGAGGGAGCUAAAUGUGGAGCUGUAGCAGGGCUCGUUGGAGCAGCUGUCAUGAAUGGAGCUGAAGUACUCAAUGGAAAGAAAACUGUUUCCAAAGCUAUUUUGGAUACUGGAAAGACAGGUGGUAUGGCAGCUCUUGUUGGUGGUGGAGUCUCAACAACCCUCUCUACAAUCAACACAUUCGGUUUAAGCUCCACUAAUCAAACUAUUUCACAAGUUAGCUCAUCAGUCUUGAAGAAUUCCACGUGGAUUAUUCCCGUUCUUUUUGCUGUACCUAAAAUUCAUGAAGAGAUUGAACUUUAUUGGAAACAACAAAAGAGUGGUGUUGAGUGUUGUAAAAAUCUCAUGGGAUUCGCCACAACAACACUUGUUGGUAUGGCAGGAGGAACAGCCACUAUAGCACUUGUUUCUCUUUUAUUUCCAGGUAUUGGUUCUGUUGUUGCUGCUGGUGUUUCAGCAGUUGGUGGUGUUAUCUCAACAAUGGCAUCCAACAGACUAUUUGAGCUAUAUUCUGAGAUAUUGAAACCAAAUCCUCAAGACACUCUCCAAGAAGCUCUUCUUUGGUUUGGUUUAUCUCAUGAAACCAAGUACAAUGUUAAUGAACGUUACAAAACACUUAGAAAGAUUUACCAUCCAGAUUCUGGUGGAACCAAUGAAUCCUUUGUUAGAUUGCAAACCUAUUACAGUGUAAUCGUUGCAUCUGUUAAUUCAAAGUAAUUCUUGUUAAGAAAAACAAUAAUUGUAUUAUCAACAACAUUAAUUUAUAAAAACAACUUUAUUCCC
This is a messenger RNA of Naegleria gruberi, 1839 nucleotides long. RefSeq lists its product as uncharacterized. NCBI's taxonomy places the organism in Eukaryota, Heterolobosea, Eutetramitea, Acrasida, Naegleriidae. Bases 1 to 1773 code for a protein of 590 amino acids. The transcript has a single exon. The record is from RefSeq and is a predicted model, not a curated record.